Molecule: messenger RNA, 2198 nt
Organism: Rubroshorea leprosula
Lineage: Eukaryota; Viridiplantae; Streptophyta; Magnoliopsida; Malvales; Dipterocarpaceae
Source: the annotation of a GenBank genome assembly
AUAUAUAGUUUUUAAACGAGAUUGGAGGGGUUGAUUUUCUACUUUCUCAAAAUAAAAACACUUUUUCUGGAAGAUAGAGUUAACUGCACUUACCGAAGGUAGUCAAAAGACUCAAAACACAAGGAUAUGGUGCAAAUUUUCCAAUAGAAUCAAUUUUCAUGUGGUACACGCGAAGACAGCUUUUUUGCUUCAAAAACCUACACGAAACUGAUCUGCACUCCUCCCUUUCACGCACUCUCUCUGUUCUAUGCAAGAUGGAAGUUACCAGUUAGAUUUCAACAAUGGAAGAUAAAGUAAUGGAGCGUUCGCCAGAUCAAACACAAAUGGAAAACCAAGAAAUUCCCAGAAGAAAGAAGGGUGGUCUCAUUACCAUACCAUUCAUAAUAGCAAAUGAAGCAUUUGAGAAGAUGGCAAGUUAUGGAUUGUUACCAAACAUUAUAUUGUACCUGAUGAAAGACUAUCACCUAAGUGUUGCUGAGGGCACCAACAUUCUGUUCAUCUGGUCAGCUGCAAUCAGUUUCGCGCCUCUUCUGGGUGCUUUCAUCUCUGAUUCAUAUCUGGGUCCUUUCCUAACCAUCGGUUUUGGUUCCAUUGUCUCUCUCCUGAUGAUUCUUUUAUGGUCAACGGCAAUGAUUCCACAAUCAAAGCCUCCCCCUUGCAUUCCAUCAACCCAAAGCUGUAGAUCCCCAACAGCAGGAGAAAUGACUCACCUGCUCUCCUCAUUUGCUCUGAUGUCCAUUGGAGCUGGUGGUGUUAGGCCAUGUUCCAUAGCAUUUGGCGCUGACCAAUUGGACAUUAGAGAUAACCCAAAAAAUGAGAGGCUCAAAGAGAGCUACUUUGGCUGGUAUACUGCUUCUGCAUUGCUUGCUCUUCUUAUAUCAUUCACAGGUAUUGUUUACAUACAAGAUCAUCUAGGGUGGAAGGUGGGUUUUGGAGUUCCAGCUAUCCUAAUGUUCCUCUCUGCAACAAUGUUUUUCAUUGGUGCUCCCCUCUACACCAAGCAAAAACCAACCAAGAGGAUGCUAACGAGCCUUGUCCAAGUAAUUGUAGUUGCUUACCAAAACAGAAAGCUCACGUUAGCCCCUCCAAACUUAAGUGAGUGUUACUAUCAUGACAAGGAUUCAAAGAUUGUUGUUCCAACAGACAAAUUAAGAUUUCUGAACAAGGCCUGCAUCAUUAGAAAUCCUCAACAAGAUAUAGCCCCCAAUGCCUCAGCUAUCAACCCAUGGAGACUUUGCACAAUAGGGCAAGUAGAAGAGCUCAAAGCACUAUUAAGGGUCUUACCAUUGUGGUCUACAGGGAUCAUGCUUUCAAUAAAUAAUAGCCAAAACUCAUUCCCCUUGCUCCAGGCUAGCUCCAUGGACAGACACAUUUCUAAAAAUUUUGAAAUUCCAGCAGCUUCUUUUGGUAGCUCUGGCUUUAUGAUCACUAUGGUGAUAUGGAUUAUUCCUUAUGACCGUGUAAUUCUCCCAAUGGCCUCAAAGAUCAAGCAUAAACCAGUAAGGCUUGAUGUUAAACUGAGAAUGGGAAUUGGGCUAUUUCUUUCCAGCAUGGCAAUGGUUACUUCAGCAAUUGUUGAGAAUAUCAGGCGAAAAAAGCCAAUCCAGGAAGGCUAUUUAAACAACAGUAAUGCAGUGUUGGACAUGUCUGCAAUGUGGCUCAUACCACAAUAUUGCUUGCUUGGCUUAGCUGAAGCUUUUAAUGGAAUUGCCCAAUCAGAGUUCUUUUAUCCUCCCAAAAAGCAUGUCAAAUAUAGCUUCUUCUCUGCCCUUAUUAGGAAUGGCCUUUGCCAUUGGGCUUAUGGUCCUUCCAAUGAACAAGCAACAAGGGUAAGUGGUAGAGGAAGUGCCUUAGAAGAGGAAGAAGAUUUAACUAAUUUAGGGACUAGGAUUCACAGUGAUGGGAUUAGAUUGGAGGAGGGAGAAGAAUGACCCUAGUCCUGAGGGUCUAAUUCGGUGUUUUUCAUCUCAACAGUUUUAUGAUGGGUGCUUUUAAUCUCUGCAUGACUGUUGAAAGUAAACAUAUACAUGGGAUGGAUAUUUACUAGGAUUAUAGAUUACUUGGAGUUCGGAGGGUAGACUCCCUUGGUAGAGUGACCAGACCUACAACUACUGGAUCACUCUUAAUGGUGCAUACUAUGAGUUUUAGAUCCAGUUGUAUUCUCUUUGAGUGAAACUGAAAAAAUAUUGAAGCUUCCU